AUGGCGACAAUUCUCAUAACUUCAAAUGCAGCGGAUAUCCCACAAGCAGCUACCAGGCAACCCGAAGCUGGCAACUCAGCGCUUUCCUCGACUCCUACCCCGCCAGCUGUAGUAGCGCCCACGGCAACAAUUGCGAACUCGCAGUCAAACACAGUCAAUCCCGCUACUUCCAGCACUGCUCAGCCGUCCGCCUCGAAUGGGCCAAACAACAAUACAAGUGGCGACGACGGUCUUUCUGCAGGUGCCGCUGCAGGGGUGGGCAUAGGUUGCGUGAUAGUAGGCGCUCUACUGGGAGCUCUCGCCUUGUGGUUCUUCGUAAUGCGCAAGUCAAAGACUCGACGUACCCGUCGCGACCACGAGGCCGGCAGGCUCGGUGGAUUCUCAUCGGACCCCUCGCAGAAGGAGUUCAAAUACCCAUCCGCCACAACCACAGCCGUCAGCGCGCCUCCGGCCGCAUCCUAUGUCGAUAAGAAUCUUCCCCAACCACUCGAAGACGAUGCUAUCUCUGGAGAGAUGUCCAGGCUGCGCAGCUCGAUCAAGAACCACGUCCAGAGCUACUACCAUAGCUCUCCUGUCAACCUGGGCGUCAUCAACGGAGCUGCCCUUGGAUCACUGGGGAACGAGCUGCCGGUGCCCCCUGCCAGCCUUGAAGCUCUUAUCGCGAGUCCCAACACACGGCAAACUAUACUUCGGUUCUGCAUCGCCUGGGUCAUUAUCUCGAGAAUGGGACUGGAGAGCGACUUCGAGACCACUUUCUUGCCCCCAGAGGUAGCAAGCUGCAUUCAAUCUAUGCGCGCAAUGAAAGACAACCCCACAGCUCGCAUAGCACACCUUAGCAAAUGGCGACAGAUCACAGCGGCACUCAUGCAGCCAACCUACGGCCAAGGCGUCAUGUCUGGAGACGACCACCGCAUCCACAAUAUCAGCGAUGCUAUGGAACUCCUGGAGGCUGUUCUUCGUCCGUUCGCGACCGAUCAACCUGAUAGCGAGCAGCGACGCCGUAAUCUCGAAGAGAUUCUGAAGCGUGCUGCCAAAUUUGCAUACGUGCUAUUCUCGCAGCCGAGCUUCUGGCAAUUCGAGUGGAACGACUCGCGGAUGGAGCGGGACAGCCUGGUCGUUUUUCCAGCCCUGUUGCAAACGGCCGACGAGGCUGGACAGCCCCUGAGCAGGCCAAGGGUCUUUGGCGAGAUGGAGGUGGUCCGCAAGAUUGUUGCUUAA
Messenger RNA from Coniosporium apollinis CBS 100218, 1218 nucleotides. RefSeq lists its product as uncharacterized. The transcript is spliced from 2 exons. Lineage: Eukaryota; Fungi; Ascomycota; Dothideomycetes. The record is from RefSeq and is a predicted model, not a curated record. Bases 1 to 1218 code for a protein of 405 amino acids.